This is a messenger RNA of Oryza sativa Japonica Group (Japanese rice), 1946 nucleotides long. RefSeq names its product tuliposide A-converting enzyme b1, amyloplastic. The record is from RefSeq and is a predicted model, not a curated record. Gene Ontology annotation, molecular function: hydrolase activity. NCBI's taxonomy places the organism in Eukaryota, Viridiplantae, Streptophyta, Magnoliopsida, Poales, Poaceae.
GUCAACGCACCUGGGUGUUCUUCCUUGGCGCCGGCGCCGGCGUCUCCCCCCCCCCUCCGUAUUCAUCCAUCAGCGCAGUUACUCAGCAUCUCUAGCCAACCAGGUCAUCUUCUCUCCUUCCCCGGCAGUUAUCUCUCCACCACACCUUUACUUGGUCGUCAUUGGAAGAGAACAAGAGAGAAGGGAGCAAGAAAAAGAAAUCUGUAAAUCGAAAAAGAAAUCUGUGGUCGGAACAACCCUUCCUAGCCUCCACCGCUGCGACUGCGAACCUCCCCUUCAUUUUUCCGGCGACUGGUGUUACCCAAUCUGGGAAGAGGAGAGUCGAUGCAAUUGAGGGGAAAAAGAGAGGAUGUUGGCUUCUAUUCUUACCCUUCAGAUGGUUGUACCUCCCACGUUUGACUUGUUGCUGAGAAGAGUACCGGGAGGUACAUUGCAUUUUGAGCCCUUGGAUCUAACAAAACGGACGGACCAGAUCAUAUGUACCGGACGGUACCGGAAGGUACGAUGGACGGUAAAAAAUCUCUAAAUUUAAACCUAUAUAUUUGCGUAUGACAUAUAUUACACAUAGACCAUAUUAUCAAUUUUCUUCAAAAAUUAGUGAACAUCAGGGGCAAAAGUACUUUUCCAGGCUUCCAGCUAAAGCUUUGUCAAUGCCAGUUGGUGCUUAGCAGAGCGCAUAAAUUUCUCGAUUCUGUGAUGUACCGCGCCGGCGUGCUUGACGAUUCAUCGAUGUCCUUGUACCGUGCCUUCGGGAUGAUUGAAUUCACCAAUGUCUCGCUCAACGUGUUACGUGUGGUUUGUAUAAACGCAGGAGUAGUAUCCCUUUAAAGCAGCUUCUACUUCUCAGCCGAUGCGACUCCUUCCCUUAAGCUUGUGAGUUGUGAUAGCCAUGGAACCCGACGCCGACGAGUUGGUGUUCGACAGCUCAUACCUCCGCAUCUACAAGAACGGCAAGGUAGACCGCCUCCACCGGCCCCCUCUCCUCGCCGCGGGCGUCGACGAUGCCACCGGCGUCGUCUCCAAGGACGUCGUCCUCGACGCCGGGACAGGACUGUUCGUGCGCGUCUUCCUGCCCAAGGUGCAAGACCAAGAACUCGGCAAAAAGCUUCCUGUCCUCGUGUACUUCCACGGCGGCGGCUUCAUCAUUGAGUCCGCGGACUCAGCCACGUACCACAACUACCUCAACUCCGCCGCCGCCGCCGCCGGCGUCCUUGUGGUGUCCGUCGACUACCGCUUAGCCCCGGAGAACCCGCUCCCUGCAGGAUAUGAUGAUUCUUGGGCGGCGCUCCAGUGGGCGGUGUCCGCCCAUGCGGACGACUGGAUCACCGAGCACGGCGACACGGCGCGCGUCUUCGUCGCCGGCGACAGCGCCGGCGGCAACAUCGUGCACGACGUGCUCCUGAGGGCAUCCUCGAACAAAGGACCGAGGAUAGAGGGCGCGAUCAUGCUCCACCCGUUCUUCGGCGGGAGCACGGCCAUCGACGGCGAGUCCGACGAGGCGGUCUACAUAGCCUCGAAGGUGUGGCCGUUCGCGUGCCCGGGCGCAGUGAACGGCGUGGACGACCCGAGGAUGAACCCGACGGCGCCUGGCGCGCCGGCGCUGGAGAAGCUCGGGUGCGAGCGGCUGCUCGUGUGCACGGCGCAGGAGGACUGGCUGGUGGCGAGGGGCCGCGCGUACUACGGCGCCGUGGCCGCGAGCGCGUGGCGCGGGAGCGCGGCGUGGCACGAGACGGAGGGAGAGGGGCACGUCUUCUUCCUUCGCGAUCCGGGGUGCGACAAGGCCAAGCAGCUCAUGGACCGCGUCGUGGCGUUCAUAGCCAGCGCAUGAACUUCUCUUCUUCAUCUGUAUAUGCUUGCGGACUUGCAGCUGUAUCUUGCUUGCCUGAGAUUAAUAAAUCAAUAAAAUGUUAUAUAUUGUGGCAGUGGAAAACAUGAUCAUUAGUCCA